CAGACGCUCUCUGACAGCUUCAGGUCUGCAGCAGGACUUCAGACUCUUGUCCACGAUGAACAGAAGAACUCAGCAGGAAAUGGAGGAAAUUGAAGAAGAAGAAGCUGACUAUGUUAAUGCAUCAAAAGGCGCUGUGGAUAAAAAGAGAACCCGUCCAGGCCGGAGGUUUUUUCUUCUGAUCGCAGUGUGUUGGCUCAUACUGUUAGCCAUCAUGGGUCUCCGUAUCUACUUGACCUCUGAACUUUCAGGAAACAAUGCCGAGCUGUACUCACGAAUCCAGGAGCUGGAGACACAGAAUGCAAACUUGACGAGGGACAACAAGAAUCUGGCGGACCAGUUGGGCAACCUGACACAAGCCUAUAAUGUCUCAGAGAGCAACAACAAAGACCUGUCUGCAGGAGUCCAGGAGCUGAACACACGAAACCAGGAGCUGGAGACUGAGAAGAAGAACUUGAAACAGCAAAUACAAGACAUGACAACAAACUGGAAUGAGCUCAACGUCAGUCGAGCUCAGUGGAGCAUCGAUUCCUACUGCUUAGGAAAUACCGAUAAAAAGUGUCAAGCUUGUCAGAAGGGCUGGAAUCUCACUCAACCCAGCUGCUAUGCGUAUAAUAACGCUCAGCCUCCUAAUCGAAAAACCUGGGAAGAAGCUCGAGAUGACUGCAAAGGAAUGAAUUCAGUUCUGGUUGUUGCUCAUGAUUCAGAGGAAAAGGCAGCAAUCAAUGACAAAAGUUUUGGAUCUGCCACCAAAACUGAAAACUUGACUUGAAUAUAUAAGCAAUUAAACAACAUCUUACAUUUCUUUUCAC
Messenger RNA from Trematomus bernacchii (emerald rockcod), 809 nucleotides. Its product is annotated as C-type lectin domain family 12 member B-like. The transcript is spliced from 6 exons. NCBI's taxonomy places the organism in Eukaryota, Metazoa, Chordata, Actinopteri, Perciformes, Nototheniidae. The record is from RefSeq and is a predicted model, not a curated record. Bases 56 to 769 code for a protein of 237 amino acids.